AUGCCUGUCGUGCGCAAAAGACUGGUCAUACCCGCCUUCAUUCUCACAUUUCUCAUAUACAUCAUCUUCGACAGCAUCGAAUACGACGACUAUCCCCCCGAACCACCUCCACCUCCACCACCUGAUUUCCACAACGAUGAUCUCCUCGAAGAAACGGUCCAUUGGCACAAAAUCCCCGAACACUACCCCGUGAAAGAAUUCAUCGAGUUACCGACCGGGGGCGCAUCGUCCAUCCCUAAGAUACAGUAUGAUUUUCCGAAAGAGAAGGCAUCAGAUCGUCGGACGCGACAAGAGAGACAAUCCGCCGUCAAGGAAGCUUUCUUACAUGCAUGGACGGGAUACAAAACACACGCUUGGCUGAAAGACGAAGUUUCGCCUAUAAGCGGUGGAUACGUGAAUAGUUUCUCCGGCUGGGCUGCGACUCUCGUCGAUACACUCGAUACGUUAUUGAUUAUGAGCCUGGACGACGAGUUCCAACUCGCGCUGGACGCGAUUGAUCAGAUUGAUUUUACAACUACCACGGAUAAGAGUAUCAACGUCUUUGAGACUACUAUUCGCUACAUGGGUGGGUUUCUGGCGGCUUAUGAUCUAUCAGACGGAAAAUAUCCGAUAUUACUGAAAAAGGCGACGGAGGUGGGUGAUUUUGUGUAUGGGGCGUUUGAUACGCCGAAUAGAAUGCAGAUGUCGCGGUGGGACUGGAAGGUAUCUCUUGCGGGAACGCCGCUGCGUGCUUCGCCAAAAACUCUACUUGCAGAAGUGGGAUCGCUAAGCCUUGAGUUUACGCGACUGACUCAAUUGACUGGAGACCCCAAGUAUUACGACGCCAUUCAACGCGUCUCUGAUAACCUCGAAAAGGGCCAAUCAAAGACGACAAUACCAGGACUAUGGCCCGUGAUUGUCGAUCUGCAGAAUCUCAAUUGGGGAGGCAACCAAUAUACGCUCGGGGGCAUGGCAGAUUCGACAUAUGAGUAUCUCCCAAAAGAGCAUCUCAUGCUCGGUGCUACCACCGACCAGUACCGGCGCAUGUACGAGAAAUCAGUGGGCCCGAUCAAAAAGAACUUGUUAUUCCGCCCAAUGAUCAAAGACAAAGUCGACAUCCUGUUCAGCGGCACACUCAAUGGGAACAAUCUCGAUUACGAGGGGCAGCAUCUUACCUGCUUUAUUGGAGGCAUGUUUGGCAUUGGUGCAAAGAUCUUUGAUCGUCCAGAGGAUCUAAAGACUGCUGAGCAACUGGUGAAUGGAUGUAUAUGGGCAUAUGACGCUAUGGCGACAGGCUUGAUGCCUGAAAUCUUCAGGAUGGUGCCAUGUGAGAGCUUAGACAAGUGUCCAUGGGAUGAGAAAAAAUGGCUGGCAGCCGUGGCCAAGACGUCUCAUGUAAAUGCAUUGGACGAUGAUAUCAUUCAUAAGUUUAUCACCGAGGCAGGUCUGCCACCUGGCAUGACGCGCGUCGUUGAUAGUAAAUACAUUCUACGCCCCGAGGCAAUCGAAUCCGUCUACAUCCUCUACCGCAUCACAGGCGACAAGAAAUACCAAGACGCCGCCUGGCGCAUGUUCAGCAGCAUCGAAAAGAUGACGCGCACGGACAUUGCGCACGCCAGCAUCAAGGACGUCCGCUUCACUGAUUCAAUGCAGGUCGAUAAAAUGGAGAGUUUCUGGUUGGCAGAGACGCUGAAAUAUUUUUAUUUGAUUUUUGCGGAGCCUGGGGUUGUGAGUUUGGAUGAGUAUGUUUUGAAUACGGAGGCGCACCCGUUUAAGCGGCCGGUAUGA
Messenger RNA from Talaromyces amestolkiae, 1767 nucleotides. RefSeq lists its product as uncharacterized. The coding region runs from base 1 to 1767 and encodes 588 amino acids. Gene Ontology annotation, molecular function: calcium ion binding; mannosyl-oligosaccharide 1,2-alpha-mannosidase activity. Gene Ontology annotation, biological process: carbohydrate metabolic process; N-glycan processing. Lineage: Eukaryota; Fungi; Ascomycota; Eurotiomycetes; Eurotiales; Trichocomaceae. Gene Ontology annotation, cellular component: endoplasmic reticulum; Golgi membrane. The record is from RefSeq and is a predicted model, not a curated record. The transcript is spliced from 3 exons.